AUGCAGCGCGCCGUCCCAGUUCCGCUCCCUCGUCUCCUCGCCCUCCUCCCCCGCAACGGCCUCGGCGCGUCCGUGUACGAGUCGCGCUGGGCGGGCAAGGGCCUCCCCGUCCCGACCAGCUCGGCCGCCUCGACUGGCGACAACUCGUGCCGCUGGGAGGUCAAGAAGGUCAAGCUCACCCCGGCCGACAACGGCAAGCUCCACGGUCGCGCGUACGGCGUUCACUUCUGGAAGGGCAAGCGCACCACACCCGCCGACAAGGACUACGAGCCUAUCCGCCACGCGUCAAAGUACCUGUGGCAGGCGGCCGUGCCCCCGCCGCUCCUCGUCGAGCAGGCGAGGCAAGCCGCAGCUCGUGCGCCAGCACCAGACGCCGCCGCCGAGGCAUGA
Rhodotorula graminis WP1 is the source of this 390-nucleotide messenger RNA. RefSeq lists its product as uncharacterized. The record is from RefSeq and is a predicted model, not a curated record. Bases 1 to 390 code for a protein of 129 amino acids. NCBI's taxonomy places the organism in Eukaryota, Fungi, Basidiomycota, Microbotryomycetes, Sporidiobolales, Sporidiobolaceae. The transcript has 2 exons.